Messenger RNA from Tribolium madens (black flour beetle), 1554 nucleotides. Its product is annotated as calcineurin subunit B type 2. The record is from RefSeq and is a predicted model, not a curated record. Bases 135 to 647 code for a protein of 170 amino acids. The transcript has 5 exons. Gene Ontology annotation, molecular function: calcium-dependent protein serine/threonine phosphatase regulator activity; calcium ion binding. Lineage: Eukaryota; Metazoa; Arthropoda; Insecta; Coleoptera; Tenebrionidae.
AUCGCGUUCGAUUGUUUUUCAAUUUAGCCGACGCCAGCGCCUCCUGCGCUGCUCCAGUAAUAUUUGUCCCUUUAGCAAACACAUCUCGGAAUAGCAGAUUUUCUAACCAUUAAAGUGCAGAAAAGCAGCCAACCAUGGGUAACGAGAGCUCCCUGCCCAUGGAGCUAUGCUCAAACUUCGACGCCGAUGAGAUACGACGCCUCGGAAAGCGAUUCCGGAAGUUAGAUUUGGACAAUUCCGGGGCGCUCAGCAUCGACGAGUUCAUGUCGCUGCCGGAGCUUCAGCAGAAUCCUCUGGUGCAGCGCGUGAUUGAUAUCUUCGACGCCGACGGCAAUGGCGAAGUGGAUUUCAAAGAAUUUAUCCAGGGAGUGUCGCAGUUCAGUGUUAAGGGAGACAAGCUGUCUAAGCUGCGGUUCGCGUUCCGAAUUUACGACAUGGAUAACGACGGUUUCAUCUCAAAUGGGGAGUUGUUCCAAGUGUUGAAAAUGAUGGUCGGUAAUAAUUUGAAAGACACCCAACUGCAGCAAAUCGUAGAUAAGACAAUUUUGUUUGCGGAUAAAGACGAGGACGGUAAGAUUUCGUUUGAGGAGUUUUGUAAUGUAGUUGGCAAUACCGACAUCCACAAAAAGAUGGUGGUGGAUGUUUAGACCAAAAAAGGGUGAGAUUGUCCAACGUAAGACCUGACCAUCUCCAUUAGUUCAGAAGCGUUUAGCUCUUGUAUACAUCACAGGCUUCAGUCACCGUUUUUCAGGUUUUUCGGUUGGAGAAUACUAGCCUAGGUUUUUUAGUUUAAGUUUGUUUAAAUAUUUAUAAAUACUAUACAUAUAAAAGUGGAUGUUUUCUAACACUGUAUAAUAAAGUCUUAAGCUAAUGUUAUGAUUCUAUUUGCAUGUAACGUGCUUGUUGUUUCCUGUUAAAAUAUUUUAUAAAUCAAAAAAACAUAUAUGUAUAUUGAUAAUGGUUGUUCUUUAUACUUUAUCUAGGUGUUGUGUGUAUAGCUUUAAUUCAGGUGGGCUUGGCCCUCCCGUUUUUAAUAUUCUAUAUUCUAACCGUACUGUGUAACGCUUUCGGAUGUACUUAUUGAUACUCGCGCUGAUCACCGUUAGAUAGCAGCCACGACCUCUGCUAAGACCCGUUAGAGUGCACGACGGGCCUUAAUACCGGACAUGGCGACUCACUCAUCAACUCCACGACCAAGCGAGAUCAAUCACCUAAACCGAAUUUAAACUGAAUUGACUGGGACCACAAAUACAGGAAAACUCUACUUGCCGUCUCUCCCGAUUCAGCUUAUAUUUUCACAGGUCUUUGAUUUGCGAAAAUUAUGAAAUUCGCUGACAGUUCUCUAUUUGUGCGCCAGGGAACAAACACCGAAUUUCACGCACACGAUUCGGUGGAGUUUUCUAACACUCACACAAUUGAUGUAUAGUGUAUAGUUGGAAAGUUAUUUAUUCCACUCUCCCUGUAUAAUAUGUUACCCUCGUUGUGUUGUGCAAAACAAAUAGAUAUUCUGUUUAAAAAUUUAUGUUGUUCAAUAAAAUUAUUUCACCUCUCUAA